Molecule: messenger RNA, 478 nt
Organism: Eutrema salsugineum
Lineage: Eukaryota; Viridiplantae; Streptophyta; Magnoliopsida; Brassicales; Brassicaceae
Exons: 2
Coding region: 107-337 (76 amino acids)
Source: RefSeq, a predicted model, not a curated record
UAGUUGCAGCAACCACCGCGUCGCUCUCAAAUACCAGAAAUUUCAGAAGACGACUCAUUACGACUGUAGAAUAAUACUAAGCCGAAAAACUCGCCGGAGAGCCACCAUGUGCUGCGACGAUGACUGCCGUCCUCUCGGUUUCCUCUUAGGCCUCCCUUUCGCCUUCCUCUCUCUCCUUCUCUCCAUCGUCGGCGUCGUCAUCUGGAUCGUCGGAUUGUUGUUAUCAUGCAUAUGUCCUUGUUGCUUAUGCGUGACUAUACUGGUGGAGAUGGCUUUAGGGUUGAUCAAAGCCCCAAUUCAUGUUAUGGAAUGGUUCACAUCCACUAUACCUUGUUGAUCUUCUUCUAGAUUUGUUCUUCUUCUUCUUCCAUGUAAAUAAAUAAUCCACUUUCUAUUGUUACAGAUUUUAUCUUGUUAUUGGAUUUGAUUUUCAUGUACUGGUGAAUAAAAAAACUGAGCUUUGCUGCCUCUGAUUUUA